Nezara viridula (southern green stink bug) is the source of this 201-nucleotide messenger RNA. Lineage: Eukaryota; Metazoa; Arthropoda; Insecta; Hemiptera; Pentatomidae. The record is from the annotation of a GenBank genome assembly.
AUGAUAAUUGUUUGCAAGCGUUACCCAAUACGCAUUACAGUUGACAAGUUCCUAUACGAAGCUACUCCUCAACACACUCUGGAGCAUGCGGGUCCCGCACCCUUCUCCUUAUCACCUCCACCGCUCCCUAUCAGCCCGUGCCCUCCGACGGGUGCAGCGGAGGAUGACACUGACCUAGAACAUGGCAACAGGAUGGCCUAA